Messenger RNA from Cetraspora pellucida, 990 nucleotides. The record is from the annotation of a GenBank genome assembly. NCBI's taxonomy places the organism in Eukaryota, Fungi, Glomeromycota, Glomeromycetes, Diversisporales, Gigasporaceae.
AUGGUCGGACAAAAAAUGCUCGCCUUAAUUGACAUGCAGUUACGCCAAGCUUUCCCUGAAAAAAAAGACCAGCCUUUUGGUGGCCGAUCCAUAAUUCUUAUUGGCGAUUUUGGACAGCUCCCACCAGUACUUGACGAUCCCAUGUUUCUUCAAACUCUCCGACGUAGUCCAUUAUCAAAUAAUGAAGAUCAACGCCAUUUCAGAGAUAUUUUAUUACGGCUACGUGAUGGAGAAACUACAAUGGAUGACUGGAAAACACUUACCACUCGAUUUGCUGAUUCACCAGAUGUAGAUAAUUGCUUAUUUUUAGAUGCUACAUCUCUUUUACCUCGAAAAGUUGAUGUCGAUGAAGUCAACUUUAAUAAGCUUAGAUCCUUAAACUGUCCUGUCGCCAAAGUUCGUGCUAUACAUGAUUUAGGUGGUUGUGAGGCAUCUAGAGCAGAUUCCAAUAUGGCAAAAGGUCUUGAAGCAUGCUUGUUGCUCGCAAGAGGUGCACGCAUUAUGCUUAGGGCUAACUUAUGGACUGAGGUAGGAUUAGUCAAUGGUUCAAUGGGAACAAUUCAAGAAAUAUUAUUCGAAGAAGGCAAAUGCCCACCUUUUCUCCCAAGUGCGGUUCUUGUUGAAUUCGACAAUUACAAUAGCCCUUCUAUUACAACUGUAGAAAACAAAAGACUUGUCCCUAUAUUACCUAUAAGACAAACUUGGGAAUCAAAAUCUAUAGUUUGUUCACGCUUACAAUUUCCCAUUAAUCUUGCGUGGGCAAUUACAGUUCAUAAGAGUCAGGGAUUAACGCUUCCGAAGGCUAUAGUAGAUCUCGGAGAAAGAGAAUAUGCUACAGGCCUCUCAUUUGUAGCAAUAUCUCGUGUUCGCUCCCUCAAAAAUAUUCUUUUUCAUCCUUUCUUAUUUGAAAGACUUCAACGUAUAAGAAAUUCUACAAGAUUACAGAAUAGAAAAAGUGAAGAGGAACGAUUAGUUUCUUUAAUAACAUAA